This is a messenger RNA of Episyrphus balteatus (marmalade hoverfly), 1329 nucleotides long. Its product is annotated as putative gustatory receptor 28b. Gene Ontology annotation, biological process: sensory perception of taste. The transcript is spliced from 4 exons. The coding region runs from base 1 to 1329 and encodes 442 amino acids. The record is from RefSeq and is a predicted model, not a curated record. Gene Ontology annotation, cellular component: membrane; neuronal cell body; dendrite. NCBI's taxonomy places the organism in Eukaryota, Metazoa, Arthropoda, Insecta, Diptera, Syrphidae.
AUGUGGAAAGUUCUACGCAUGAUAAAAAGUCGUUACAACGAUAUUACAAAUCCUAAAGAUGUCUUCGCAACACUUCAACCAAUAUUUAUUGUUUCUCUUUUAUUUGGAACAGUACCAAUUCAAAUAGUUGGUCCUUUUGGAAAUCGUUCGGUUAAAUCAUCAUAUUAUGCAAUUGCCAACAUGAUGUUUCGUUUGUUUUUAAGUGCAUAUAUUUUCUACAGUGUCGUCAGUAAGAAUGAGUCUGUAUCGCUAUAUUUCUUUGAAACUAAUGUUACAACAUUUGCUGAUAAUAUUAAAAAAAUUAACGGUUUAGUGGGACUAUCAGUUACUAUCAUUGUUGCUAUGAUAAAGAAAAAUUACCUUGCAAAGUGUUUGAUUUUAUUGGCUAAAAUCGAAAAAAAUUGCCUUGCUUUGGGAAUAUGUUUGAAUUAUAAACGGGCAGUGAAUGUGCUGAUGCUGCAAAUGUUGAUUUUGGCUGCGUUGAAUGGAAGUUUUAUAGUUGGGAGUAUUUAUGGAGUUUUCGAGAGAUACUACAUUCAUCCAAUAUUUGUGGCUAAGUUAGGCUUUUUCUCACCGUGCAUUUUAAUCACUGGUAUAGUUAUUAUGUUUACUUGUAUAACUAACAGGAUUACCAAGUAUUUUAGUUGUUUGCAUAAGGUUCUCAAAAACUUGUCAAAUCAAUUAGAAAACCGAAAAAUCAGAUCAGUUUCGGCUCAAAGUCGUUCCAUUGAUUGCCUUGAUUCAAUAGUGAAAAAGAUGCCAUGCGAAAUCAUUCAGGAGUCAAUGGAGAUUCAUCAUUUGAUUUGUGAAGCAGCUUCAACAGCCAACAAGUAUUUCACCUAUCAGCUUUUGACCAUUAUUUCGAUAGCAUUUUUGAUAAUUGUUUUUGAUGCUUAUUACGUUUUGGAGACUUUGUUGGGAAAAUCAAAACGUGAAAGCAAGUUCAAAACAUUUGAGUUUGUAACGUUUUUUUCUUGCCAGAUAAUUUUGUAUCUGAUUGCUAUCAUUUCAAUUGUUGAAGGGAGUAAUAGAGCUAUCAAAAAGAGCGAAAAAACUUCAGGAAUUAUAUGUGAUUUAUUGAUAAAAGCUAAAAAUCUGGAUGUUGAGCAGAAAUUUCAACAAUUUUCAAUGCAAUUGAUGCAUUUGAAAAUCAAUUUUACUGCAGCUGGACUGUUUAAUGUUGAUAGGACAUUAUAUUUUACGUUUUCUGGAGCACUCACAACUUAUUUAAUAAUAUUACUACAAUUUACUUCAAGCGCACCAAAUUGUUCUGCGCCGUGUAUUUUUGGGAAGGGGCCAAAUGCAACAAGUAGUAUUGAAACUCUUUAA